Molecule: messenger RNA, 647 nt
Organism: Dreissena polymorpha
Lineage: Eukaryota; Metazoa; Mollusca; Bivalvia; Myida; Dreissenidae
Exons: 4
Coding region: 66-647 (193 amino acids)
Source: RefSeq, a predicted model, not a curated record
AAGCAAAGACAGCAAAUGAACGCUUUUUAAUAAACACGAACUCAAACUAUUCUACCAAAGCCGAGAUGUGUUAUCCCUCAUUCGGGGCAGUGGGCUCAGAGUACGGGGUUCUAAUCAAGACCGGAAGUGAAGGUUCCGUGUCAAUAACGUGUCCAUGGACGUCACUUGGACGCUAUGACUACACGCAUGCGACGUCAGAUGGCGUGGAGACGUGCUUAGCGACAGGCGACACCUGGAACAUGUGCGCCGACAAAAAGAAAAUGUCUUUCGACUUAGUGUCUUGUUCCACAAAGGUUGCCUACGCUUCCGUUGCGGUGAGCUGUAUUGACUCGGUUCCCGGCACCGCAGAGACUUACGUCACAGUGUACAACGGUGGGGCCGUCGACAAUAGCACCUUAUUCCAGUUCGCGUGCUUUGCCCUCUCGAAUGACAUGACGAAGGCGUCCGUGGCCCCUGGUUAUUGCCGGAAGUCCCAGACAUCAUCUAGUUGGCCCAUCGACGUCGCCACCAAUAACGAGAUAGGGGGGACGUUAGACGUUACGAAUACCUACGAGACCUGCCGUGAGUAUGCAUUUGUAUUGAAAGCAAACUAUAUUGGUUGUUUAUGUUUAAGUUUGCUGUUAGAAAAAGUACACUUAGUAAAGUGA